This is a messenger RNA of Fusarium venenatum, 924 nucleotides long. RefSeq names its product pyrroline-5-carboxylate reductase dimerization-domain-containing protein. Lineage: Eukaryota; Fungi; Ascomycota; Sordariomycetes; Hypocreales; Nectriaceae. Gene Ontology annotation, biological process: L-proline biosynthetic process. Gene Ontology annotation, molecular function: pyrroline-5-carboxylate reductase activity. The record is from RefSeq and is a predicted model, not a curated record.
AUGACAGGCCUAAGCAAUGCCACACUCACCAUCUUGGGAACUGGAAACAUUACCAAGCCCAUUGUAAAGCAUCUGCUACCUGCUAUCAAGAAUGGCAAGACAGAUCGUCCUUUCACCAAGAUCAUCGCUUGCGUGCGGUCAGAGGCAUCCGAGAAUAAACUCAAUGAGCAAUUCUCAGAGUACAGCACCAUCUUGACUGUGUCGCGCGGUGACAAUGUCAAGGCUGUACAGCAAGGCGAUGUGAUCAUCCUUGGCGUUGAUCCCGCUGAUAUCGAGAGUGUUCUCACUCAAGAUGGUAUUAGGGAAGCUCUAUCCGGAAAGCUCCUUAUCAGUGUAGCCGCUGGCUGGACGAAGGAGAAGAUUGAAGCUACAAUCUAUGGCAGCGAGACGACCAAAGAGAACUACUCUGGCAGAGUAUGGGUCAUUCGCACACUGCCAAACAUCGCAUGCAUGGCUUCAGAGGGUCUGAUCGCCAUUGAAAAAUCUCCCUCUGAGCCCGAGGUUCCCCAGGAACACCGUGAUCUCACCAAGGCCAUCUUCACACUCAUUGGCGAGACGGUCGAAGUGCCACCACGUCUCAUGAAUGCAACUACCGCUGUCGGAGGCUCAACCCCUGCAUUCUGGGCUGUGAUUUGCGACGCUUUCAUUGAUGCAUCUGUUGCCGUUGGUGUUCCACGAGCUGAUGCCCAGACUAUGAUCUACCAAUCCAUGAAGGGCUCUGCCGUCAUGCUGCAGAGUGGCUUGAAGCCGGGAGAUCUGAGAGAUCAGGGAACAUCGCCCGAGGGGUGCACUAUUGGAGGGAUUAUGGUUCUAGAAGAAGCUGGUGUCAGGGGUCAUCUUGGACGGGCACUAAGGGAGGCUGUCACUACGGCGCGACUGAUGGAGACCACCACACAUGUGAAUGACACACGCCCUACUUCAUAG